Molecule: messenger RNA, 1277 nt
Organism: Dryobates pubescens (Downy woodpecker)
Lineage: Eukaryota; Metazoa; Chordata; Aves; Piciformes; Picidae
Gene: NHLRC3
Product: NHL repeat containing 3
Exons: 7
Coding region: 85-972 (295 amino acids)
Biological process (GO): protein polyubiquitination; negative regulation of translation; proteasome-mediated ubiquitin-dependent protein catabolic process
Molecular function (GO): protein binding; translation repressor activity; ubiquitin protein ligase activity
Source: RefSeq, a predicted model, not a curated record
CUGCUCCUUCUCCUGGCGCUGCUCUGGGGCGCGCAGGUUUCGCAAGCGCUUGAUUACAUCCCAUCUUGGAAGGGAGAACAACAGAUGUACAAACUGGACAUAGGCUGGCCUAAAAUUCCAGAAUACUUCACUGGCCAAACAUUUUGUGUUGCUGUUGACUCUCUUCAUGGUUUGGUCUAUGUGGGCCAAAGGGGAGACAAUGUGCCAAAGGUACUUGUAUUCUCAGAGGAAGGCUAUUUUCUUUAUUCCUGGAAUAACACUGUUGAAAUGCCUCAUGGUAUCUUUGUAUUGAACACUGCAACAGAUAGUUCAGUAUGGAUCACAGAUGUUGGAGCAGGAAAAUAUGGGCACACUGUGAAACAGUACAGCCCUUCAGGUAAACUUCUGCAGGUCUUGGGCACGCCAGGUAAUGCUGGUUCCAGUUUGAUUCCUCUACAAUUUGAUCAACCAGCAGAGGUCUUUGUGGAGGAGAGUGGAGAUAUGUAUGUCGUGGAUGGGGACGGAGGAAUGAAUAACAGAUUGCUCAAACUAUCCAAUGAUUACCAAGAGAUAUGGCUGACUGGCACAAAUGGGACUGGCAUCGGUCAGUUCAAGAUUCCUCACAGCGUAACAUUGGAUCCUUUUGGACGGGUAUGGGUUGCAGACAGAGACAACAAAAGAAUCCAAGUUUUUGAUAAAGUCACAGGGGAAUGGCUUGGGUCUUGGAGCAGCUGUUUUUCAGAAGAUGGACCCUAUUCUGUCAGAUUUACUGCUGAUUACAAAUACCUGAUUGUAGCUCAGCUGAAUAUCAACCGGUUAGCAGUCUUGGCAGCACCACCAGUUGGCUCUAUUAGGGACUGUGUUAUGGUCAACACAAUCCAGCUGGCAGAUGAAACCAAACCACACCUUGUGGAUGUUGACAUGAAGAGUGGAGCAAUCUAUGUCGCAGAGAUUGGAGCCCAGCAAGUACAAAAGUAUAUACCCUUAAGCUGAUGGUUUCCCACAGCUGCCAUGGCACAAGCUGUGUGAUAUAUAAGAUCUAUGACCACAUUUCCUUGAGUUUUCUGUAGUAUCUAUUUCUUUUCUUGGGCAAGUGCAUAACAAUGUACUUCCAGAACUGUUGAGUUAAGAAUCUGUCCUGGCUGUGCUGCAGUCCUGGAGAAGUAUCUUAUCUUGAGCUGCGUCAUGAUUUAACCCCAUCCAGCAACUAAGCCUUCUCCAGACAGCCACUUGCUCACUCCCUCUCUACACUUCUAGCAGGAUGGGGAAGAGAAUCAUGAAAUAAAAAUAAUAAAGCU